This is a messenger RNA of Fonsecaea erecta, 2298 nucleotides long. RefSeq names its product pre-mRNA-splicing factor ATP-dependent RNA helicase PRP43. The record is from RefSeq and is a predicted model, not a curated record. Gene Ontology annotation, cellular component: spliceosomal complex; intracellular anatomical structure. Gene Ontology annotation, molecular function: ATP binding; RNA binding; RNA helicase activity. The transcript has a single exon. NCBI's taxonomy places the organism in Eukaryota, Fungi, Ascomycota, Eurotiomycetes, Chaetothyriales, Herpotrichiellaceae. The coding region runs from base 1 to 2298 and encodes 765 amino acids.
AUGGCAGCCAAACGUCCAGACAACCCAGAUGGGAUGCCUGCAAAACGUCAGAAGACCGCCGGCGGCAUGGAUCCUAAAGACAACCCUUACCUUGCUCAUUGGUACGACAACGAGGCGAAUGGACACACGAAUGGUUCCUCAACCCCUCCGAUGGCCGGUGACGGCCCCCUCGCCGACUUCCAGCGGCACAAGACCACCGCUGCGAUGGCUCGAAAAGCCGAAGACUCUAAAGUCAAUCCUUUCACAGGCCGACCACAUUCCGAUCGAUAUUUCUCCAUCCUACGUACCAGAAGGGAUCUACCCGUCCAUGCCCAGCGAGACGAGUUUCUUCAGUUGUACCAGAAGUCCCAAAUCCUUGUCUUCGUGGGCGAAACUGGUUCUGGAAAGACGACACAAAUCCCCCAAUUCGUCCUCUACGAUGACUUGCCACAGCAAGAACGCAAACUUGUUGCCUGCACACAGCCUCGCCGAGUGGCUGCGAUGUCAGUGGCAGAGCGUGUCGCGAAUGAGCUGGACGUCAAACUUGGAGACGAAGUGGGUUACAGCAUAAGAUUUGAAGACAUGACCAGCCAAAAGACGAUACUCAAAUACAUGACGGACGGCAUGCUACUAAGAGAGGCCAUGAACGACCACGAACUCACCAGGUACAGCACCAUCAUCCUCGAUGAAGCCCACGAGCGGACGUUAGCCACAGACGUAUUGAUGGGUCUCCUGAAGGAGGUGGUUUUACGCAGGCCAGACCUCAAAUUGAUCAUCAUGUCUGCAACCCUGGAUGCUCAAAAAUUUCAGAGAUACUUCAACGACGCGCCUUUGCUUGCCGUUCCCGGUCGUACGCAUCCUGUCGAGAUCUUCUAUACUCAAGAGCCCGAACCGGAUUACGUUGAGGCAGCAAUCAGAACUGUUCUGCAGAUACACGCCACGGAACCCGAAGGAGACAUCUUACUAUUUCUCACUGGAGAAGAAGAAAUCGAAGACGCGUGCCGGAAGAUCUCGCUGGAAGCCGACGAAAUGAUCCGUGAGGCUGAUGCCGGCCCCAUGAAAGUGUAUCCCCUCUACGGCACGUUGCCUCCCGCACAACAGCAAAAAAUCUUCGAACCAGCUCCGCCCCCGCGGCGACCUGGCGGUCGAGCGGGCAGGAAAUGCAUCGUUGCCACCAACAUUGCAGAGACGUCCCUGACCAUCGACGGAAUAGUGUAUGUGGUCGACCCUGGCUUUUCGAAACAAAAGGUGUACAACCCGCGCAUUAGGGUCGAAUCCCUUCUCGUUUCGCCCAUAUCAAAGGCUUCUGCUCAACAGAGAGCUGGUCGUGCCGGUCGUACUCGGCCUGGAAAGUGUUUCAGGUUGUACACUGAAGGUGCCUUCAAGAAGGAGCUCAUUGAGCAAACUUACCCCGAGAUUCUCCGUUCCAACCUCUCGUCUACUGUUCUGGAGCUGAAGAAACUCGGAAUUGACGACCUCGUGCACUUUGACCUCAUGGAUCCUCCUGCUCCGGAGACUUUGAUGCGAGCUCUGGAGGAGUUGAACUAUCUCGCAUGUUUGGACGACGAUGGCAACUUGACCACCAUGGGCAGGCUUGCCUCCGAGUUCCCUCUUGAUCCGGCCCUGGCAGUCAUGCUUAUCUCUUCGCCCGAAUUCUACUGCUCGAACGAGAUCUUGAGCUUGACGGCUUUGCUGUCCGUGCCUCAAAUCUUUGUCAGACCGGCAUCGGCGCGAAAACGUGCAGAUGAGAUGAAAAAUCUCUUCGCUCAUCCUGAUGGUGACCAUCUGACCAUGUUGAACGUCUACCAUGCAUUCAAAGGUCCUGAAGCGCAGGCGAACCCGAGACAAUGGUGUCACGAUCAUUUCCUGAGUCUCCGAGCUUUACAGUCAGCCGAUAAUGUGCGUCUGCAGCUGAAACGAAUUAUGGAACGGGAAGAAUUGGAGUUAAUGUCCACGCCGUUUGAGGACAAGAAGUAUUACGAAAACAUCCGGCGAGCACUCGUGUCUGGAUUUUUCAUGCAGGUAGCGAAGAAGGAAGCGAAUGGCAAGACGUAUACGACGGUCAAAGACAACCAAACCGUCCUUUUGCAUCCGAGUACGGUUCUAGGCCAAGAGAGCGAAUGGGUGGUUUACAACGAAUUUGUGCUUACCAGCAAGAACUAUAUUCGAACCGUCACCAGUGUCCGAGGCGAAUGGCUACUCGAUAUUGCACCAGGUUAUUACGAUAUAGACAGCUUCCCCAAGGGUGAAGUCAAGACGGCGCUUCAGAGGAUCGCAGAGAGGGUAGCUCGGCGGCAAAAGGUGAAAAGUGGACGAUAG